Molecule: messenger RNA, 1958 nt
Organism: Nestor notabilis (Kea)
Lineage: Eukaryota; Metazoa; Chordata; Aves; Psittaciformes; Psittacidae
Gene: LRCH2
Product: leucine-rich repeats and calponin homology (CH) domain containing 2
Exons: 20
Molecular function (GO): protein binding
Source: RefSeq, a predicted model, not a curated record
AUCUUUCAAAGAACCGAUUCACUGAAAUCCCUCCUGAUGUCUGGCUGUUUGCACCACUGGAAACUUUAAAUUUGUAUCACAACUGCAUCAAAUCCAUUCCAGAAUCUAUUAAAAACCUGCAAAUGCUUACCUACCUUAACAUUAGUCGAAAUCUUUUAUCGACGUUGCCAAAAUACCUGUUUGAUCUUCCCCUGAAAGUUCUGGUUGUCAGUAACAAUAAACUGGUCUCCAUUCCAGAAGAAAUUGGAAAGUUGAGAGAUCUCAUGGAGUUGGAUAUUAGCUGCAAUGAGCUGCAGGUUCUUCCCCAGCAGAUAGGAAAACUGCAGUCACUUAGAGAAUUAAACAUAAGAAGAAAUAAUCUCCAUAUGUUGCCAGAUGAAUUAGGAGACCUUCCCUUGGUAAAGCUGGAUUUUUCUUGUAAUAAAAUUACAGAAAUCCCAAUUUGUUACAGAAAGUUACGGCACUUACAAGUUAUAGUUUUGGAUAACAAUCCAAUGCAGAUACCACCAGCACAGAUCUGUUUAAAGGGUAAAGUACAUAUAUUUAAAUUCCUCAGCAUCCAGGCGUGCCUCAGAAUAGAUAAAAAACCAGAUUCUUUGGAUCUUCCAUCAUUAGGUAAACGAAUCCCCUCCCAGCCACUGACAGACAGCAUGGAGGACUUUUAUCCCAAUAAAAAUCAUGGACCAGACUCUGGCAUUGGGAGUGACAAUGGGGAUAAACGGUUGUCCACAACAGAACCAUCAGAUGAUGAUACAAUCAGCCUCCACUCCCAGGUAUCAGAAUCAACGAGGGAACAGACAUUAAGGAAUGACAAUCAUGUAAUGGGAAGUAAACUCGAUCCACAGAAAGACCAGGAGGUGUACGACUACAUUGAUCCGAACACUGAAGAGGGAGCUAUUCCUGAGCAAGGAGAUGUACACACUGGACCACUGCUGUCUUAUAUCAAGGAGCGGGGAAAAAAGCCUGAGAAAUCCCAGAAAAUAGAACAGAAUGAGGACUGGGGUGAUGAGAAAAGACUGCAGAAAGAACAGCUGCUGGCUGAAGAUGAUGAUGAACUCAAAGAAGUGACUGACUUGAGAAAAAUAGCAGCUCAGUUACUGCAGCAAGAACAAAAACACAGGCUUCUAAAUCAUUCAGUUUCAGUAAGCACAAGGAACAGGCCAAAGCAGCCAGUGGAAUCUGAAAAAUGUGUCUCAACAGAUGAAGUGAAUUCCCCAGUGUCCCCGUACAGCUGGCAGCCCCUGGAAAACCAGAAGGAUUCAGUGGAUGAGCAGCACUGGCCAGAAACCCAGCCAGUGAUCUGGCAGAAUGAAGAGAGAAGGAGAAGUAAACAAAUCAGGAAGGAGUAUUUCAAGUAUAAGUCUUCCAGAAAGAGUUCAAGUGGAAAUGAAAAUGAUGAGCAAGACAGUGAUAAUACUAAUGUGUCCCCACAGUCUCCUGUGUCGUCUGAGGAUUAUGAAAGGACAGAUAGUAACACUCACGGUCCAUUUGGUCUCAAACCAAGGUCAGCUUUCAGUCGUGCAUCACGCCAGGACUAUGGAGCUGUGGAUCCUGGAUUUACAAUGAGGAGGAAAAUGGAGCAUUUAAGGGAAGAAAGGGAACAAAUAAGACAGCUUCGCAAUAAUCUUGAAUCCAGGUUAAAAGUAAUCUUGCCAGAUGAUAUCGGAGCAGCAUUGAUGGAUGGAGUAGUUCUUUGCCAUUUAGCCAACCACAUAAGGCCACGUUCUGUUGCCAGCAUCCACGUACCAUCGCCAGCAGUGCCUAAACUCAGUAUGGCAAAGUGCCGAAGAAAUGUUGAGAACUUUCUUGAUGCUUGUAAAAAGCUGGGCGUAUCACAGGAGAGACUUUGCUUGCCUCAUCACAUCCUGGAGGAAAGGGGGCUGGUGAAGGUUGGCCUCACAGUUCAAGCUCUGCUUGAAUUGCCUACACUGAAAGUACCUCAGCUUUCCUCCAUGUGA